Molecule: messenger RNA, 1266 nt
Organism: Fraxinus pennsylvanica
Lineage: Eukaryota; Viridiplantae; Streptophyta; Magnoliopsida; Lamiales; Oleaceae
Source: the annotation of a GenBank genome assembly
AUGGCCAUCUCAAUCUCCAUUCCCAAUUAUACCCCUCUGCCAUUUCUCUAUUUACUCCUCUUUUCUUCUUACCACCUCCCCAUUUUGUCCAUUAAUGUCACCGAUUUGUUAACCUCGUACCCCGAUCUCUCGGACUUCACGAAUCUCUUGACAACCACCGGCGUCGCUUCUGAUCUGGCCCACCGCACCUCCGUUACGAUCCUGGCGGUUCCCAACGCGUUCUUGCGUAGUUCCUCUGCCGAUCUCACGCCGGGGAACCACCCUUCUUCUAGUAGCCUCGCCGACGUUAUUCGAUACCAGGUACUCCUUGAGUACUUGUCUUUGUCCGACCUCCGCCGCAUGCCUUCCGCGGGGAAACUCGUCACCACCUUGUUUCAGACAACCGGCCGUGCUGCGUCGAACUCCGGCACAGUUAACAUCACGUUUAACCCUUCUUCUGACGCCGUCACUAUCUACUCCCCUACAUCUAAUGCUACUCUCCUUGCCCUAAUUAAAACUCUUCCUUACAACAUCUCGAUUUUCUCAAUUAAUUCGCUUCUAGUACCUUACAAUCUCGAUCUAAUGGCUUCUGAAACUCGCCCGCCUUUGGGGCUCAAUAUUACGAAAGCACUAAUUGAUGGGCACCAAUUCAAUGUGGCGGCAUCGAUGCUUCAAGCAUCUGGGGUUGUGUCUGAAUUUGAAGCCCAUGAGAAUGGUGCCGGAAUCACACUUUUCGUACCCACUGAUGACGCAUUUGCCGAUCUGCCUUCAUCGGUAAAGCUCCAGUCUCUACCGGCUGACCAAAAAGCACAGGUUUUGAGAUUCCACGUUUUGAAUUGUUACUAUCCAUUAGGUUCUUUGGAAUCAAUAGUGAAUCCGGUUCAACCCACGUUGGCGACGGAGCAAUAUGGGGCUACGAGUUUCACCUUAAACAUUAGUCGGGUUAACGGGUCGGUGGGCAUUGAUACCGGGAUAGUGCAGGCGUCCGUGACCCAAACGGUGUUUGAUCAGAAGCCAGUGGCGAUUUUUGGGGUGUCCAAAGUUUUGUUGCCCCGAGAAUUUUUUGGGAAGAAUCCAAUUGAGGUGAACAAGCCAGUAACAGCAGGAGCUCAGCCACCGGAUAUUGCACUCUCUCCAGAGCCUGGAAUGUACAGUCCAGCAGGUCGUGUUUCAUCACCGGCUGGGAUGGAAAUUCGAUCUGUGGCGGCAGCUGAAAAACUGGGAUUGCAAAGAUUAUUGUUGAGUUUGUGGUGUCUAUGGCUGAAUUAUCUAUAUCUAUGGCGAUGA